ACCAAGCAACAUGCAAGACAAGUUAGUAAUUUGGAUAGGGAGGUCGAGCAGCAGAUGGAAAAACUGGAGACAAAAAUUCGUCAAGAGGAGAAAUCUUCGUACGAAAAGAAGCUGUCUGACUUCGAAUGGCAGUUGGAAGGGAAGGAGAAAGAAAUCUCAGCGAUGAACAAAACGAUUGAAACGCUUCAAACGCGACUUGACAAAGAGACGAGCAAACCAAACACUCGUCGAGAAGAGUUUGAAAAUGUCGCACAAGAAAAUAGAUACUUGAAAAGUCAAGUUACGGACUCUCAAACGACACUAGCGUUGCUUAGGAGCGAACUUGCCGAACUUAAAAGUCAGUUUGUUGAGCAAUCUGACCAAUUACAAAAGGAACAGAACAGAGCCGAGGGCUGCGUUCAGGAAUAUGAUAAUUUAACGAGACAGUUACAGCUGUUGCACGAGGCGAACCAACGCCUGCAAGAUGUGAAUGACGAACUUAGAGGCGCUCUUGAGACGAAGAAAAACUCAGCUCCUGAGAGGAAAAUCAGCUCGGAAGUUCUGAGGAUGUCUGGUGUUUUUCCUGAUCCUAUCGUAAAUCAUGGGUUAUCGUCCAGUUUGCGAUCCAACACUUUCCCGCGUUCUAAAUCUGCCACGCCACCGUUGGGAUCCAGGCACGCCGAGUACCACGGUGCUGAUUUUAACGACAAUACCUUUAACGAGGAUUCGUUAUUCUCUGAGAUUCACCGAGCGAGCACGCCAUACAAGUCAGACUCUAUAGACGAAGAUGACGAUGAAGCAUAUGGCACGAUGUCAAAAUCAAAGAAAGCUCAAGUUCAGAGACAGAUUCAGAUUCUCGAGGACACGAAUAAGCGACUAGGUUCAAGUAAUGAUGAACUAAGAGUUGCUCUGAAGAUGAUGGCAAGAAGUGGGAGCUUUCGCAAGCCGAAAAAGACGUCAUCUGGAAGUCGCCGUCCCCACAGUUUCCAUAGCGACUACAGUUCUCUCUCAAGUAACAGAAGUAGUCGAAGUCUUUCACCAAAACAAAAGCGUUUGUCCAACGGAGAUAUUGGUGAGGCCACAGAUGAAUCAACGACUUAUGACGUUGAAGAAGAAGAGAAUGUCGGAACAAUUGUCGAGGAGUCAUUGAAAGAUUUGGUUCAAUACUCAAAAGAAAGCGAGCUUGCUGUCGACCAAUCAACUGAUGAUUGUAAAAUUGAAAACACGACUGACAAUCAAAAUAAUAGUCUAUGUGAAAAUGCGACAGAAGUUCCAGAAACGCUUGGAGCUGGAUUGCAAAAGUCUAGUUCGAAUGGAGAUCAGGUUGAUCGGACAGACUACGAUGCUUGUGUGGAUCUAGAGGAUCCUUCAAACGAGAGAAUAUUAAACGGAAAAAAAGUAAAGACUAGAUCUAAGAGUUUGGAGAUGUUUUAUAUUGAAAAUUUUGCUCACUUAGACAGAGAUGAAGGUAGUAUGUCUGACGGAAUUCGCCAUGAUCAGGAUUUUGAGGAAGAGCGAUUAGAGGAUUUGUUGCAAAAUCUGGUAUUGGAAGAUGAUUGCUGUGAUAUUGUCACUGAAAACGAUGGCACGGUAGACAAUGGGGACAAAAGCAAUUACGACAACACGAACAGCCGUGAUAUCGCAAAAAACAAUUCUUGCAAUGGGAGCAACGAGGAGAACAAAGGACUUUGGGAGAUAACAAAGGCGUUAAACGCUUUCGAAGUGUACAAGAGUCAGACAUCGUUGAACGAGUUAAGUUGCAUUGAAGAGGAGGGAAGCAAUGAAGGGGAUAGCUGCAGUCAAGAGGAAAGGGAAGAAGAGGGUCUUGUGGGGAAAGAAAGCAAAACUAACGCCUUGGAAGAAAGGUUGGUUUGUGCGAAUUCCAAGGAGGAUGUACAAAAUAGAGACAAAUCAAAUCGCAACAAGCACAAUGAUAGUAGGACUGAGGCACAAAAAGGAGAAAAAGGGAGAAUUGAAAAGAAGAAGGAUGAUCAAAAAGAUACAGAUAUGGAUUCAUUGGAAGAUGAAGAAGGCUCUGAAGAUGAAUUCUCAAGUGGGAAUGGUUCCGCGGAAGGGGAUGGGUUAGAAUUGGAACCAUUGGAGCAAAUGAAACUGGAUCAACGCGAGUUGGAAGGAAACAAAAACACGGUUCCAAAACACCAAACAUUCACUGAGAAUCGUCUGGGGAAGGUCAAAAAAAGAUCACCAAAUGAGAGUUUCGAGGAAAGUAAAAUCGACGAUCAAAUGAGCAAUAAACAUGGACUCGUAAACGGGGGAGGGUUGGAUUUAGAUAAAGGGGCGCAGAGGGGGAAAGUUUCUAAAGAGAGGGAGCUACCAGAAAUCAGACAUCAGGAAAAUGGACUCGAGGAAAAUGGACUCGAGGAAAAUAGACUCCAGGAAAAUGGACUUCAGGAAAAUGGACUUGGUGGUGAAGAUAGUGAAGAAGAUGAUUUUGAUGACGAGGAAAGCGAGUUCGACACGGAUGAAGAGGACAAGAUCAGGGUGCGAAAAGGAGGCGAUGGAAGUGACAAGGGAAAGAAGAAUUUGUCGUUCAAUGAGAGUUUAGAAUAUGACGAUGACGAAAGUUAUGAUGAUUCAUAUGAUGAAGAGAGCGAAUAUUCAAGCGACGAAGAAUUGUCAGACUCCUCGACUGAACAACAUCAAAAGGAUAGCACGGCAACAAUGAAUUCAGAGACAAUCGCUGAACUUGAAACUCAGUUUAAGAAAAUAACAGAAAGCAAAGAUGAGGAGAAAGACACUAAGAGUGACCUUGAUGACGACGACGAUGAAGAUGGAAUGGAUUCUACUGAAUUGGCAGAAUUGGUUGCUAUGGCAUCGGACUUGACUGACGUCACCGACUCGGAAUCCGAGACGGGAAGAUCAUCAAGUGGCAAUAGAACUGGGGAGAUAUCGACCAUGACUGAAAUGAACGGUUCUCCGAGCUACGCCACCCCAGAGAGAAUGUACAAGCUGGUCUUGGCCGGAGAUGCUGCGGUCGGAAAGUCAAGUUUCAUUCUUCGUCUUUGUAAAAACAAAUUCCAUUCCAGUCUCAAUGCGACACUUGGUGUUGAUUUUCAAGUGAAGAAUCUCAAAGUGGAUUCAAAAACUGUCGCACUUCAACUGUGGGAUACCGCUGGUCAGGAGAGAUUUCGUAGUAUCGCAAAGUCAUACUUCCGUAAAGUGGACGGUGUACUACUCUUGUACGACGUUACGUGUGAGGCAUCAUUUGUUAACAUCAGAGAUUGGAUGUCCACGAUAGAGGAAAGCUCUCAAAAGAAAGUCCCCAUCAUGCUUUGCGGAAACAAAUGCGACCUUCGUGACGAAUUUCUCAUGGAAGGAAAAAAGGUCAUCUCGACGGAAAGUGGCCAGCGGCUUGCGAAGCAUUAUGACGCGUUGUUCAUCGAGACAAGUGCAAAGGAUGGAAGCCGUAUUGAGGAAGCUUGUAAGGAACUCGCGAGUUUCUUGUCUAACAGAGUUCUCACCUCAUUGGAGAAUGAAGAGAUCGAGCAGAGUGGUUUGAGACUUGAGAAACCGGAGAAGGAGAAGAAGAAGCGUCCAUGUUGUCCCUCGUAACGAUCCAUACGACGAAGCUCGUAUCCGGAUUAUGCUGGUCGACGAUUGAACGAACCACAGCCAGCCAGGCUUUUCACGUCGCAGUUGACGCUUAGAAUAAUUGAGACAAGAUUUGUAGCAAUGCACAAAUGGAAAACAUUUUGCGUACAUCCGUUGGACAUGCGUCUGCCGUUGAACCACAAUCGGUCUGGUAUAAUGAUCCAGAAUAUUUGACUCUUAGAGACACUUCAACCUUGAAACAUUCAAGGAAACAUGUUUGAAUUUGAAACCUUGAUUCAAACUACUAUUGUGAAUACUAACGCAACAUUCAUCGUAUAACCAAUCCAACAAUGUAAAUGACUCAUUCGUAGAAAGGAGAGUAUAUUUAAUUUAGUAAUUUUAUUGGAUUU
Dendronephthya gigantea is the source of this 3941-nucleotide messenger RNA. RefSeq lists its product as uncharacterized. The record is from RefSeq and is a predicted model, not a curated record. NCBI's taxonomy places the organism in Eukaryota, Metazoa, Cnidaria, Anthozoa, Malacalcyonacea, Nephtheidae. The coding region runs from base 55 to 3552 and encodes 1165 amino acids. Gene Ontology annotation, molecular function: GTP binding; GTPase activity. The transcript has 17 exons.